Molecule: messenger RNA, 495 nt
Organism: Larimichthys crocea (large yellow croaker)
Lineage: Eukaryota; Metazoa; Chordata; Actinopteri; Sciaenidae
Gene: dnaaf19
Product: dynein axonemal assembly factor 19
Exons: 3
Coding region: 128-373 (81 amino acids)
Biological process (GO): epithelial cilium movement involved in extracellular fluid movement; determination of left/right symmetry; inner dynein arm assembly
Cellular component (GO): outer dynein arm
Source: RefSeq, a predicted model, not a curated record
CAGCCGCGGCAGCCCGUCGUCAUGGAGACGGUUUGUUGUUUCUGAACCGCGAGGAGCCUGGAGACACCUGAACAGAAGAGGAGACAGAGACACCUGGACAGAAGAGGAGACAGAGACACCUCAGGUGAUGGCGAGGUCAGAGCGUGACGUUAUCGACUUCGCAGCGAUGGAGAGAGAGCUGCGGGGGUCGAUCGAGGCCGAGCGGAGAUACGAGAGAGAGAACGAGGCCAAGCUGAGGGCGGCCAGCCAGAGAGUGAACUACAACCAGUUCAGAGAUCUGGUCCUGUCGAGUCACCUGAAGCCUCUCGAGAAGAAAGACAGAGAUGGAGCUCCACGGAAACAGCCCUGGAACCUGGUUGCCCCGAGCAACUAGUGAUGUCUGGUCACCCCGAGCAACCAGAGACACUUUCUUCUUCUCUUCUGUUUGUAAACGUGGUCUGACCAGGAGAUACGUGGUUUCAACUGACAAACUUUAAUAAAAUGAAAUAAGAGCAA